This is a messenger RNA of Aspergillus glaucus CBS 516.65, 2318 nucleotides long. Its product is annotated as glycoside hydrolase family 1 protein. Gene Ontology annotation, biological process: carbohydrate metabolic process. Lineage: Eukaryota; Fungi; Ascomycota; Eurotiomycetes; Eurotiales; Aspergillaceae. The transcript is spliced from 2 exons. Gene Ontology annotation, molecular function: beta-glucosidase activity. Bases 29 to 1885 code for a protein of 618 amino acids. The record is from RefSeq and is a predicted model, not a curated record.
AUAGAUCAUCUUCUGCGAGUCCUGAAAGAUGCGAGGAACCCUGUUAUAUAGUAGUGUGUUGGUGGCGCUCGCGGAAGCGCAGCAGUUGUAUCUUACAACUACUGGCUAUACUGAGCGUCUGCAGUGUACGCAGCCGGCUGCAUCGCCUGAGUACUCUUUUCGUCCGUUCUCUUAUACUUUGAAUGAGACUGUUCGAUAUGCUACCUCGGUACCGGCGCCAACAACCACCCAAACAUAUGCAGCACCGUACUCCGAGGCUGUCAAGCACCUAACCACACCCCCCGCAACCACAACAUGGGGCAGUUGGCUUCCUGGCCAGACAGAUAUCCCAGCCACUGACACGGACGACCCCUAUGGACAAGCGGCAUGGUCUUCGUUAUGGGAGCUAGCUGAUAUCAAGAACUACACGACCACUGGUCUGUAUUCGACAACGGCCAGUCCAACGCCAGUCCCAAGCAGCGAGCUGGUUCUUCCACCUCGAAACUACUUUGGACCUACGGAUUGCUACAACUUCCCAGACGACUUUGUCUUCGGUGUUGCUGGAAGUGCCGCUCAGGUCGAAGGUGCUGUGGGCUUAGAAGGUCGCAGCCCUACCAUCCAGGAGAAUCUGGCGACCAUUGAUCAACCGAAGAACUAUGUGACCAAUGAGAACUACUACUUGUACAAGCAGGACAUUCAGCGCCUGGCGGCUAUGGGUGUCAAGUACUAUAGUUUCUCGAUUCCAUGGACGCGGAUCCUGCCGUUUGUCGUGCCCGGAUCCCCUGUGAACGAGCAGGGUAUCAAGCACUACGACGAUUUGAUCAAUACGAUUCUAGACGCGGGAAUGCAGCCAGUGGUGACUUUGAUCCACUUCGACAGUCCAUGGCUAUUCGUAUCCAGCGACAAUUUCUCCGCUACUCCUGACUUCGGUAACGCCAAUGGGGGCUACCACAAUGAGACCUUUGUGGAUUCGUUCGUCAACUAUGCGAAGAUCGUUCUUACACACUACGCGGAUCGAGUUCCCGUUUGGUUCACAUUCAACGAACCGUUCCUCUACUCGUUCAACUUCACCGGCGCAAACAAUGUUGUCCAUGCGCACGCGCAAGUGUACCAUUUCUACAAGGAUGAACUGAAAGCAACCGGCAAGAUCGGAAUCAAGUUCAACGACAACUUUGGCGUUCCUCGCGAUCCCACCAAUUCUAGCGACAUCGCCGCGGCAAACCGAUUCCAGGAAAUCCAGCUAGGUCUCUAUGCCAACCCCAUCUUCCUAGGAAAGCAAUACCCCGAUUCCGUUCUCGAGACCCUACCUGGCGCCAAACCCCUCAGCGAAGACGAACUGUCCUACAUCAGCAACACCUCCGACUUCUUCGGCAUCGACCCAUACACAGCAACAGUAGUCUCUGAACCACCAGAAACCUUCACCGACUGCGCAGCAAACCACACCACCGCCAACACCCUCUUCCCCUACUGCGUCGUCCAAGAAACCAAAACCAUCCACGACUGGAGCAUCGGCUACCGCUCCCACAGCUACGUCUACAUAACACCCACCUACCUCCGCGAGUACCUAAACUACCUUUAUAACACCUUCCGCAAGCCCGUGCUCGUCUCAGAGUUCGGAUUCCCCGUGUAUAAGGAGAAUGAGAAAGAAGAGCUCUCAGACCAACUUUUCGAUACACCACGCAGUAUUUAUUAUAUGUCUUUUAUGUCUGAGAUUCUCAAGGCGAUUCAUGAGGAUGGGGUACAUGUUAUGGGUGCUUUGGCGUGGAGUUGGGCGGAUAAUUGGGAGUUUGGGGACUAUACGCAGCAGUUUGGGUUGCAGGUUGUCAAUCGGACGACGCAGGAGAGGUUUUUUAAGAAGAGUUUGUUUGAUUUGGUUGAUUUUGUGGGGGCGAGGAUGGGUUCGUAGUGAGAUGGGUUAAUUGGGUUCUGGUAUGAUUGUGAUGAUCAAGUUCAAGGUUCUUGAAUUCGGCAUGAGUGUAAAUAGUCCCUGGGGAUUUACUUCGAAAGCGAAGACUAUAUUAUUAUUUCGGCGAUAUAUUCUAUACACAGGACUGGAAAGCUAAUUCUACUCUGUAGCCGUGGGAAUUCAAUAUAUAUAGACCUCUCAUUAAAUAAAAAUCAGGUCUUGCUCAAGAAUCGCAAACGGGGUCCAAAAAAGAUCAGGCCCUACUUACAAGUAGUAUCCGCGGAAUAGGCCGUUUUGAUAGGGCAAGAAAAUAGGGGCUUGUGCUUUCAGCUGAACUGUAGUAAGAGGGCUGGAAAGAAGCAAAUAUUCCGAAGCACUCCGUAGAAAACUCAUACAGUAAAACCCGGAUAGAAGCAAUUGAUCUGGCCAGGCA